GUUCUUUUGGUUGCAAUAGUUUAAAGAAUUCGGUGCUCACAAGGUGCUAGCAAGGUCUUUUAGUUCAUCAGACGUUGGUGUAUUGUGAGGAUAGCACUGGCUAGAACAAUUCGUAAUAAUAGGUUGCGAUGGCUGCUCGCUCGAUCCUCAGGUAUUUACGUCCGAAAUCCGUGUUGGUUCAGAAACACCGAUGCGCUUCUUUGUCGGGUUUUGAUAUCCAACACAAAACACCUACUAUCAAGAAAGUGAUGGCCAUACCAAAGGCUCAUUACGGCGGCAGGCAUACUGUUACUAUGUUACCUGGAGCUGGUAUCGGGCCAGAAUUGAUGACUUAUGUCAAGGAGGUCUUCAAAUAUGCUGGUGUGCCAGUGGAUUUUGAGGAUGUUGACAUUGAUCUGAAUGCAGAUGAUAAUUUGGAUUUGGAUUAUGCAAUCACAUCAAUUCGCAGGAAUGGAGUUGCGCUGAAGGGUAACAUAGAGACUCGCAGCACAGAGGCUGGUGUGAUCUCCAGAAAUGUUGCACUGCGGAACGAACUGGAUCUUUAUGUGAAUGUGCUGCACUGCGUGUCUUAUCCAGGUGUUAAUUGCCGCCAAAAGAAUAUUGACAUUGUAAUCGUCCGGCAGAAUACCGAGGGCGAGUAUGCAAUGUUGGAGCACGAGAGUGUGGAUGGUGUGAUCGAAAGUAUGAAGGUGAUUACGAGGUCCAACUCGGAACGCGUGGCGCGCUUCGCCUUCGAGUAUGCCAAAAGGCACGGUCGCAAAAAGGUAACGACGGUGCACAAGGCAAACAUCAUGAAACUGUCAGAUGGCUUGUUCCUGGAUAUCUCGCGACGCGUUGCCAAGGACUACCCGGAAAUCGCGCACAACGACAUGAUCAUUGACAACACGUGCAUGCAACUGGUUUCGAAUCCGCAUCAGUUUGACGUUGUACUCACGACUAACUUGUACGGCGCCAUCGUGUCGAAUGUAGUGUGUGGCCUGUUGGGUGGCGCUGGGCUAUUGGCCGGAAAGAAUUACGGUGACCACUAUACAGUCUUUGAGCCAGGCACUCGCAAUACCGGCACGGCGAUCGCUGGUAAAAAUAUCGCCAACCCGAUCGCGAUGCUGAAUGCUGCAGUUGAUAUGCUGCGUCAUCUUGGUCACAAACAUCAUGCCAGUAUCAUUCAGAACGCAAUCAAUAAAACCAUCAACCAAGGCAUACACACACGCGACCUCGGUGGCAGCGCGACCAGCCGCGAAGUCCUCGACAACAUCUUGAAGAAUAUCAAGAUCGCGAUCGUUUAAAGAAAGAUUGAUAAUGUUUCGUGUUUUUAGCUAAAACCGUGCUUCUAACAGCCAUUCUCCCGGGAAUUCUGCGAUCAGCGAUUAGAACGCGCUCAUGGUAUAAGCAGAUCCGAUGAUCUCGCGCGGUUUUUUCUUUUUUUUUUUUUUUUAGUGAGAUGACAAAAAGAUCUAGGUAGGAUAAUUACGAUGAAGCGACGCUGUAAAUGGACAAAGGAAUGAAACACGCGAGCGGGUGAAUCUUUCGCGUUCUCUUUUCUUUUUAAUGAAACGACAAACAAUCUCGCACAAAACCUCUGCGGAAAUAUCGGAGCGCAUUGACAGAUAGCUCUAAGCGGGACUCGUGGCGUUCUGUUUUAUGACUCUGAUAACUUACGAUAACGAUCGGGAUUUUGUAAAAUAUAUAUUGUAUAUUAUAAGUGAUAUAGUAGUUCCUAUAGGCACAAUUACCAAAUACCACGAUCUCACCAAUCGUCGGUGGGAGGAGCAAUGUUUGCGAAGAUACAUGCGAGAUACUCUGUUGUUGUUGAUA
This is a messenger RNA of Harpegnathos saltator (Jerdon's jumping ant), 1812 nucleotides long. RefSeq names its product Isocitrate dehydrogenase (NAD(+)) 3 non-catalytic subunit gamma (gene Idh3g). The record is from RefSeq and is a predicted model, not a curated record. The transcript has 3 exons. Gene Ontology annotation, cellular component: mitochondrion. Gene Ontology annotation, biological process: isocitrate metabolic process; tricarboxylic acid cycle. Lineage: Eukaryota; Metazoa; Arthropoda; Insecta; Hymenoptera; Formicidae. The coding region runs from base 129 to 1283 and encodes 384 amino acids.